Messenger RNA from Callorhinus ursinus (northern fur seal), 3099 nucleotides. It is a transcript of the gene BBS10, whose product is annotated as Bardet-Biedl syndrome 10. Gene Ontology annotation, biological process: chaperone-mediated protein complex assembly. The record is from RefSeq and is a predicted model, not a curated record. Lineage: Eukaryota; Metazoa; Chordata; Mammalia; Carnivora; Otariidae. Gene Ontology annotation, molecular function: ATP binding.
CCCCGCCCCUUCCGCUUCCGGCCGCUUCGCCUCACUCCUUCCUGGCCGUGCUGGUGCUCGCCCAUCCGUGGCCGGAAGACUCUCGAACUUUACAUGGUAUGGCUGCCGUGGGGUCUGCAAAGGUGGCGUUGCAGGUGGCGGAAGUGCUGGAGACCAUCGUGAGCUGCUGCGUGGGGCCCGAGGGGCGGCAAGUUCUGUGUACGAAGCCCACCGGGGAGGUGCUGAUCAGCCGGGAUGGAGGCUGCCUCCUGGAGGCGCUGCACUUAGAGCAUCCCAUAGCCAGGAUGGUGGUGGCGUGUGUUUCCAGUCAUCUAAGAAAAACAGGAGAUGGUGCUAAAACGUUUAUUAUCUUUCUUUGUCAUUUACUCAGAGGACUUCAUACAAUCACAGACAAAGAACAGGAUUCUUUGAUUUCCAAAAAUAUUCAAACCCAUAGAAGGCAUUGGAAAAAUUGUUGUCAGUGGAAAUUUAUUUCUCAAGCUCUUCUAACGUUUCAGACACAAAUAUUAGAUUAUAUUAUGGACCACUACUUAAGUAAACACUUUUUGUCCGUCUUUUCUUCAUCCACUAAAGAGAGAACACUGUGCAGGAGCUCUUUAGAGCUGCUCUUAGAAGCAUACUUUUGUGGAAGAGUGGGGAGAAAUAAUCACAGCUUUAUUUCACAACUGACGUGUAACUACUUUUUCAAGAGUAUGGCUUGUGAAAGUGGGUUUGAAGAAGUAUUUGACUUAGUGGAUGACUAUUUUGUAGAGUUGAAUGUUGGUGUCACUGGCCUUCCUGUCUCAGAUUCCAGGAUCGUAGCUGGGCUUGUGCUUCACAGAGACUUUUCUGUAUACUGUCCAGCAGAUGGUGACAUAAGAAUAGUGAUAGUAACAGAAACCAUUCAGCCUCUUUUUUCAACUUCUGGAUCAGAGUUUAUUCUAAAUUCAGAAGCACAGUUUCACACCUCUCAGUUUUGGAUUAUGGAAAAGACAAAAGCAAUAAUGAAACAUUUACAGAGUCAGAAUGUAAAAUUGCUCCUGUCUAGUGUGAAACAACCGGACUUAGUUAUUUAUUAUGCAGGACUGAAUGGCAUAUCAGUGGUAGAGUGUUUAUCACCUGAAGAAGUUUCUCUUAUCCAGAGGAUCAUCGGUCUUUCUCCUUUUGUACUAGCACAGGCCUCUGCACAGUAUGAAAUCUGUAACACUGCUUUGGUGAAAUUUUGUAAGCCCUUUAUCUUGAGAUCCAAAAGGUAUGUUCAUCUUGGCUUGAUUAGCACAUGUUCAUUUAUACCACACUGUAUAGUUCUUUGUGGACCAGUGCAGGGUCUUGUUGAACAACAUGAAGAUGCUUUACAUGGAGCAUUUAAAAUGCUUCGACAGUUAUUUAAAGAUCUUGAUCUAAAUUACAUGAUACGAACCAGUGAUCAAAAUCAUACAUCAAGUCCUCCUACUUACAAGACUAGCAGAGAAAGUAAUCCAUUGCCAGAAAUUGUUAGUGGCUUAAUACAAAGGCCAUAUCAGGGCACAGUUGUAAAGAACAAAGGUAAACUGGCAAAAACUCAAACAUAUUUAAAAGUGUAUUCAAAUUUGGUAGUUCCAAAUGUAGAAUUAGAAACCUGUAUUCCAUAUUCAACACCAAAAGUGACACCAACAGAUACAUACCAGACAGAUGAAACACUGAGAUGUUUACCUCCAACCAAAACCAGGAUAAUUGAUGACAGUGAACCAUUUAUAGAGAGUAAUUCUGCUAAUUCAAUAGCAGAAAACACUGGAAUAGAAAUUUCUUAUGAAAAUUUACAAGUCACAAAAAUGGCUAGAAAGGGAAGCAUGUUGCCAGUGAGAGAGAAGUCCCUGGAGAUGUGUACUUCCCAGAGUUACUGCUGCUCCACUCUACCAGCAGGUUGUGUUUUGCCAGUGGGUGGUAAUUUUGAGAUCCUGUUACAUUACUAUCUUCUUAACCAUGCCAGAAAAUGUCAGCAAUCAGAAGAAACCAUAGUUAGCAUGAUAAUAGCUAAUGCUCUUUUAGGCGUUCCCAAAAUCCUGUAUAAGUCUAAGAAGGGAAAGUAUAGCUUUCCACAAAUAUAUGUAAGAACGCUCCAUGCACUGCAAACCAGUCAACCCAUGGUGAGCAGUCAGACAGGUUUGGAAUCAGUAGCUGGUAAAUACCAGUUACUAACUUCAGUUCUUCAGUGUUUAACAAAAAUUUUAACCAUUGAUUUGGUAAUCAAUAUUAAGAGACAGCCUCAGGAAAUGUAUGAUCAAGAUUCAGAAGAGGAAGUAUAAAAUUGGAAGUUUUUUGUUAACCAAAAUUUUAAUUCAACUCAAGCAAUGAAGAAGGAUGUGACAACUGAUUCUCAAAUCAAUUCAGUCUAGUUAGGAAAACAUCAAAACUUAAAAAGUCUUUAGAAGUACACUAAGAGGCUAGCAGACGUUCAGACACAAAUACUAGAAAACAUUACGGAACAAUUCUGGGGAGGGAGCCUUCCACAUAGGGGAAGCCAAGAUCUGACUAAGUGUGUUUUCCCCUUCCGGGUGCCUGUCUGCGCUCUGUUAGUUCAUGUGUCUGUGGAAGGGUGUUUCUUUAUAGCUCCUUUUUACUUUUCCCUUUUUUCACUCUCUUCAUCUGUCCUCACCUUUCUGUAUUUAUUUAGUUCAUAGAAUCAUUUAAUCUGAGAUUUGGAUGGGGUCUUCAGAUGUCAUCCUAUUUUAAUGGUUUAAAAUAUAAAAUACAGUAUUUGCUUCAUUUAAAAUUAUUUUCUCUACACAUAAUUUCUAAAGCAAUGAAUAGAAGUCUUGACUUUUUUUCCCUCAAGCAUAUAAAUUAGUUUUUACUUUUAUAUGUCCCCUUAUUUAUAUCUGUUUUAGGUGGAAAAGCCUGGAUAUGUUUUUUCACUAUCCAUACACCACUGACUCUGUAACCGGAAAUGUGACUUUGUGCACUGUAAACUUAUGUUCAUUUCUGUAGUUAAAAGUUAGUUUCAGAAAGGUUAUGAAAUGCAUACUAUCAUUUUCUCCUGUCCCCUAAGAGCUUGUAAAAAUCAUUCAUGUAUAUGCUGGCUUUUCUUGUAUUUGGUGCAUACAGUUCAGAGUUCAAUAGUAAUAAAUAGUUUGAAAAUUC